AUGAACGACGGACCAGAAAGCCAUCACUUUGGCAACUUGUGGCCCGAACAAAACACCGACGCACAACCUAAUCAAUACGCCAGUCCCGAGGGUUCCGACCACACUGCCCUCCAGUCCCUAUACUCUGCCUUCAUUCAUGCUUGGAAGGAUGGUGGAUCAAUGAUCCCUGCCUUUUCCAAGAGAGACGAAUCUUUGCCACAGGGAGCUAUAUGGCACAAGAGCAUUUUCCAAGAUACAAUCUGUCCUGGAGGAGACUCGAAUGUCAAAUACUUCCAAGCACCAAACGCUAACGCGGCUGGCUGGACAGUCGACGUUGUAAGUAAUGGCAAGAGUAUUGGCUCCAAAGUCCUGGAGACGGGCCUUAACUAUGGCACUGUCGAGGAUGGUAUUCAAGAGGGCACUCAGCGACUCGUUAUCCAGAAUGGCAAGACCAUUGUUGCUGGAACAGAUCGUGGAAGGUGUCUAGCCCAAACUUGCCACGAUGGCAUCUACAACUUCAAUCCUCAAGUCAUGGCGGUCAAGGCCGACUACGAUAAUACGGACUGCUGGCAGGUCGAAGGCGAACCCUUCUUGGACUGGGCAAAGGGAGAAGUGUUGGGCGUUACACUGGGCCCUCGAGCCGCCAGUGCCGACCCUGACCAUGGCCAUGAUCAUGACUCAAUUUACCAUAACCCUUUCGAGGGAUACCUCAACUGCAAGUAUGACGAGAAAAAGGCCAUCCGCCAAUCAUGGCUAGACAUAGUCACGAUCCUGAAAAGAAUGCCUCCCUUCGAUUCAGAUGGGCUGCUAGAGACGAGAAAUUUCGGAGCUGACAUGCCGGAAAGGAAGGCUGAUGAAGCAUUCAUUAGAAAUGUUUUCACGAAUCUCAAAAGAUUGUAUUUGUAUCCUUCGGAAAGGGAUAAGAGAAAGAUUCGCAUCUCCUGCAAGGAGGAUAUUCCACGUUACAAUGGGGACAUGAAUCAGACAUGCGGAGAUUUGACUUUGCAAAAUGGCAAAACGCAGAAGAUUGGCGGCUAUGCCUUUGACGAUGCAACAAGUUCCCCAGGCGGCACCAUUGUUCUAUGCGAUACCUUCUUCCUACCAGGACAAGAGCACCUAGCGGCUGUCCAAGAGCAACUUGACAGGGACAAGUCGUUACGGAAGUCUUCAGUUGACAUGAAUGGUAAAUACCGGUUGUUGCUCCACGAGAUGGUCGGAACCAUUCAGCUGGAGGGGCAUGGGAUUCAGAUUUUGCUGACCUUUGCGCUAGAGGAGGAUGUGGUUAUCAUAGAUGAGUACUGGACUGAGGAUCAACAGACGAACGAGUACAAAGCGUACAUGCCCAAAGGGGUCGAGAAGCUUGCGGCGAAGAAAAGAGUCCGUAAAAGGACAAUUUACAACGCCGACACUUACGCGUGGUACGCAGUCGAGAAAUUCUUUACAGCAAUUUACGGGGAACCCCCAAACGGCGUCUUGACUAAAGACGAAUACGAUGAGCCUACCAGUACUACCAAAACCGAGCCAAAGCCAACACAAUACCCAACAACGUACGACUGUGACGGUAGUGGGAUCUGUGAUCUUCCAUCCUGGAAAAACAUGUACGCCAAGUAUUGUGACCACGCUGUCAACUCGUUGAUCCGCAACGAUGACAAAAACUAUGGCGACGGCAAAGGCAUCGAUGGUAACUGCUGGGGCGAUUCAAGUGGCAAUGGGUGUGUUGUCUUUGUUACAGGCAAAAACUGUGUUCUCAGUGGUAACGAAAUGUGGUGGAAGUACCAGGACUUGAGAGACAGUACGAAGGGAGAUUGUGGUAGAUGCGGCAGUGUUCAUUAUGGCGACGGCUGCCGAUUUACUGUCAACUAUAAGACUGGAUGCGAUAACAGGUAG
Messenger RNA from Fusarium keratoplasticum, 1866 nucleotides. RefSeq lists its product as uncharacterized. The coding region runs from base 1 to 1866 and encodes 621 amino acids. The transcript has 6 exons. Gene Ontology annotation, molecular function: metallopeptidase activity; glucan endo-1,3-alpha-glucosidase activity. Lineage: Eukaryota; Fungi; Ascomycota; Sordariomycetes; Hypocreales; Nectriaceae. The record is from RefSeq and is a predicted model, not a curated record.